GGGGGUUAUUGGGGUGCUUGGAGACCGGAGGUGGGCUCCUUGUGGUGCUGUGGGCCAGGCUGUGGGGAUGCAGCACCAUCAGUGCCGGAUCUCCGGCAACCCCAAAUGCAGAGGGGGUGCCCGGUCCGCUCAGCACCCCCCCGUGGCCCUACAGCGCCCCAUGCCCGUUUUUUGCCUGCCGCCGCCAUGGCCGAGGGGAAGAUCGCGGGGCUGUACGACCUGGAGCGCACGCUGGGCAAGGGGCACUUUGCGGUGGUGAAGCUGGCGCGCCACGUCUUCACCGGGCAGCGCGUGGCCGUCAAGGUGAUCGACAAGAGCAAGCUGGCGGGCGAAGCGGCCGGGCAGUUGCUGCAGGAGGUGCGCUGCAUGAAGCUGGUGCAGCACCCCAACGUGGUGCGCCUCUACGAGGUGAUCGACACCCACUCCAAGCUCUACCUCAUCCUGGAGCUGGGCGACGGCGGCGACAUGUUCGACCACAUCAUGCGGCACGAGGGGGGGCUGGCCGAGGGUCGCGCCAAGCAUUACUUCGCGCAGAUCGUCCACGCCAUCUCCUACUGCCACAAGCUGCACGUGGUGCACCGCGACCUCAAGCCCGAGAACGUCGUCUUCUUCCAGGAGCAAGGGGUGGUCAAGCUCACGGACUUUGGCUUCAGCAACCGCUUCCAGCCCGGCAAGAUGCUCACCACCAGCUGCGGCUCGCUGGCGUACUCGGCGCCGGAGAUCCUGCUGGGGGAUGAGUACGACGCGCCGGCCGUGGACAUCUGGAGCCUGGGCGUCAUCCUCUACAUGCUGGUGUGCGGGCAGCCGCCCUUCCAGGAGGCCAACGACAGCGAGACGCUCACCAUGAUCAUGGACUGCCGCUACACCGUGCCCCCGCACGUCUCGGCGCAGUGCUCCGACCUCAUCUCCAGGAUGCUGCAGCGGGACCCCCGGCAGCGAGCCUCCCUGGAGCAGAUCGAGGGCCACGCGUGGCUGCAGGGGGUGGACCCGUCCCCCGCCAGCCGCUCCCUGCUGCCCCUCACCUCGCACAAGCGCGUGUCCCGGGAGGAGCACGAGAUCAUCAUCCAGGCCAUGACGUGCGGGCACAUCGCCGACCGGGACACCAUCCAGGAGGCGCUGGAGGCCGACCGCUACAACCACAUCACGGCCACCUACUUCUUGCUGGCGGAGAGGAUGCUGCGGGAGAAGCAGGAGGAGCAGGGCCGCCGUCGGAGCCUCCUCUAUGACCUGGCCAAGCAGGUGCAGAGCAGGACCGACCUCUCGGACACGUUCAGCCCCGUGGAUGGCAGCGGUGGCCUCCAGCCCUUCACGGAGGCGCCCGGCAGCCCCCAGCCACCCUCCUUGUCCACCUGCGGGGACAGCGGUGACAGCGGCCGCGGCCUCCGCCAGCCCCCCCGGGUGCUGCUGAAGGCCCCCGCCAUCGACACCACCAUCACCAAGAGUGCCCCGGCCCUGCAGCAGAUCUGCGAGGAGGAGGAGGAAGAGGAGGAGGACGAGGGCAGGCCCGCCGUGAUGGAGAGGAAGAGCAGCUCGCUGAACCAGGAGCAGAUGCGAGAUUUCCUCCGUGCCGGGGCCCGCCGGCUGUCAUGCCGCGGGGAGGUGCCGGGCUGGGGGGCCGAGCCGGGGGGCUGGGGUGGGCGCCCGGGUGCCAUCGGAGGCGGGCGAGGAGCCCCGGGACCCCUGGAGCCCCCCAAGGGGAGGGAGGACGACGUGGGGAGCCCCCAGGAAAGGGGGCCCGUCCUGCCGCCAUCCCCAGACCCCACGGACAAAUGCCAGGGGGCCCUCAGCAGCCCCCACAUCCAGGCCCGGCGGGGGGUGGAGAGCUUGGGCCCGGGGGGCACCGAGGUGGGCGCGGAGAAUGUGAUAAAGCUGGACCCAGGGAAGGGCAAGAGCGGCAGCCUGCGGGACCGGCUCCUGCAGUUCCCCCUGUGCGAGAAAGCCCUGGCCUUCAAGAUCCGGCCCAGCUCCAAGGAGAGCCUCCUGUCCUUGGGGCAAUUCAACUGCUGCCACGUCAUUUAGCCCCGGGCAGGGGCUGUGUGCGUCCCCCCGCAGCCCCCCCGGUGCUGCUGCACUGCUUCCACCCCCCGCUCGCCCCCAUAUCACCCCCAUCGGCCACCUCCCUGCCGCGGGGCCGGCUGGGCACAUGGAGGGGGGGGGGAGCUGGGCUGGGGUCCCUGCCCUCCCCGCUGUCCCCAGCACCCCGUGCUCAGGGAUGGGUGGACAACGACAUUUUUUUAACUACUAGAAAGAGUUUUUUUAAAUAGUCUAUUUUAAUGUAAUUAAAUAAAGAUGGCUAUAUUCCCCCCCCACCCUCCCAGCCUGAGCAAUCCUGGGACCGUAGCCCCAGGGCCAGGCUGUCCUGCCUGCCCCCCCAGCCUGUCCCCCCCCCUCAGCCCAGAUGCGCUUCCUAUUUAUUACCUCUUUGUUUUCUUGCUGGCAAGAAAUGACUGACGAGGGAGGCGGGCGCCUGGCCCGCUGUGCACUGAAGGGAUGGGAGCCGCUGGGAAGCAAAGUUCAUCGGUCCAAUAAACCACGCUUCGGGUUUGA
This is a messenger RNA of Anas platyrhynchos (mallard), 2547 nucleotides long. Its product is annotated as SNF-related serine/threonine-protein kinase. The record is from RefSeq and is a predicted model, not a curated record. Gene Ontology annotation, molecular function: protein serine/threonine kinase activity; ATP binding. NCBI's taxonomy places the organism in Eukaryota, Metazoa, Chordata, Aves, Anseriformes, Anatidae. Gene Ontology annotation, biological process: intracellular signal transduction; protein phosphorylation. Gene Ontology annotation, cellular component: cytoplasm.